Molecule: messenger RNA, 936 nt
Organism: Pseudocercospora fijiensis CIRAD86
Lineage: Eukaryota; Fungi; Ascomycota; Dothideomycetes; Mycosphaerellales; Mycosphaerellaceae
Exons: 4
Coding region: 1-936 (311 amino acids)
Biological process (GO): coenzyme A catabolic process
Molecular function (GO): acetyl-CoA hydrolase activity; coenzyme A diphosphatase activity
Source: RefSeq, a predicted model, not a curated record
AUGCAGUAUGAUACCGACCUGUCGAGUAUACUGUAUGUAAUCAAGAUCAAUGCCAAGGCGUUAGCCAACCUGAGAUCCUUCGUUGCGCCGCCAACGAAUUGGUAUCGAUGUCCACUCACGCGAAGGGCAGCAGUUCUGAUCCUGCUCUUUGCUGACAAGAGAGGCGACCUGAGAGUAGUAUUAACGAUCAGAUCGUCAGGCCUUAAGAACUAUGCCGGACAAGCUGCUCUCCCAGGCGGCAAGUCGGAUACCCUCCAAGAAACCCCAUUCAAGGUUGCUCGAAGGGAGGCUUUCGAAGAGAUCGGUCUACCUAUGAGCGAUCAUCAGCUCCCUCCCGGCUACAGUGUCGAGCAUCUCACAGAGCUUCCAGCAAAUCUGGCAAUGACUGAGCUUGGAGUACGGCCAUGCAUAGCAUAUCUAAAAACUCCUGCUCCAUCGGCCAAGAAUCAGAAUCCUGACGCUGCUCGCGAUAUCCUGCCAAAGCUUGACGCAAGAGAAGUCGCGGCAGUAUUCACCGCCCCAUUCCAAAACUUCCUAUUUGAGAAGGAUAUGGACCUGCAGACACGAGAGAAAUUUCCGGGAGAGUGGUACAAGGGUAGCUGGCAUAGUUGGCAUGAGAGCGCGUGGAGGAUGCAUCAAUUCUUCGUUCCCGUGCCUCAAGGAACAGUUUUCCUUGCGAGAAAACCUCCUUCCUAUGCCGAACCUCGAUCGCCGCAGGAACCGCGAUAUAGGGUAUUUGGCAUGACUGCUCGCAUACUCGUGGAUGCUGCAAGAGUAGCUUAUGGAGAAGAGCCAGAGUUCGAACACAAUAGUCAUUUCGGCGAUGAGGACAUGAUCGCAAAACUUAUGAGCAUUGGACGCCUGAGCUCUAUCAAGAAGGAGGGCGAGGUAUUGACACAAGAGAUAAUGAAAGAAGCAGCGAAGGCAAAGAUAUAG